CGGUGCAGUCUUUUGCGUGGCGAUUCUGGGAGUUUUCCUGUCCCCCAACACUGCUCCUCAGUUCCUGCGGUUGGAUUCUAAGCUGCCAUAGUGCACUGUGCAUUUCCAAGAGCAAGAAAAGAUGGAUACAUUUCUGGAGUUGGUGUCAUUUGAGGAUGUGGCUGUGGACUUCACCUGGGAAGAGUGGAGGGUCUUGAAUGAUGCUCAGAGGACUUUGUACAGGGAUGUGAUGCUGGAGAACUUCAGCAGCCUGGUAUCAUUGGGGUACUGCAUUAGUAAACCUGAGGUGAUCCUCAAGUUGGAGAAAGGAGCAGAGCCAUGGAUAAUAAUAGAACACCCAAACCAGAGCUCCCAGGUAGUCAAUGAAGGAAAACCUGACCAUAUUCAACGCAGAAGAAUGAGAAAGAGCUGCAGGAGACAACCACUAUUGCUAUAAAAAUAAAAUAGAGUAAAAACUUUAAAAAUAGGAGUAAAACCCAAAAGGGUAAUAAACAAAUGGAAGGUGAUAAGCAAUUAUGUGAAAUCAGCAAUUAGGAAAAAGGUAAAAAUGAUCAAAUAUUUAACAUGAUUUAAAAACAAAAAAGUGAAUAAAGAAGCAAAGGGGAAUGUGACAUAAUGUUAAAAAACAUAUUAAUACAACAUAACAUGUUAGUAUGGAGAAAAUGAAUAUACUCCUGAAACCAAUACCCAUUAUUGAUUUUUAUGAAAUCUUUUAUUACUUGGGUUGGGAGAAACUUCUGUACAUUUACAUGAG
Cynocephalus volans (Philippine flying lemur) is the source of this 754-nucleotide messenger RNA. RefSeq names its product zinc finger protein 37A-like. The transcript is spliced from 5 exons. Gene Ontology annotation, biological process: regulation of DNA-templated transcription. Lineage: Eukaryota; Metazoa; Chordata; Mammalia; Dermoptera; Cynocephalidae. Bases 122 to 436 code for a protein of 104 amino acids. The record is from RefSeq and is a predicted model, not a curated record.